CCAUCACCUUGAAUCGCACAGCAAAGGCUGCAGCGGUUUCUCAGUCCGGAAGCAGGAGGAGCUAGCUCCGACAGGGCAGCCCGGGGCCGAUGGCCGCUCGCCCGCUGCGCGCCCUGCGAGGCGGCGGCAGAGGCGGAGGCGGCGUUUCCCGGUGCUUUCCCCGCAGCGCCGCGGCCAGUCCUAGCGACACCCACGGCCGUGGCCUUCUGGACGCGCAGCCGCUACGCGCGGGAGGGGCGACGCCCGACCCCGCCCGGCCGGCAGCAGCCGAGGAAGGCAGCGGCGGCCCCGUAACGGGGCUCAGUUUCGCCGCCGUCUCAGCAGGGGGCAGCAGGUUUCCUCUCACCCAGCUCAUUCUCUGCCUCGCGAAAAGUUGCUUGGAACGGAGGAUGAAGGUUCCUCGGGCGAUGAGAAGGGACAGCAAGCCGUUGUUAGAAGUCAUUUGAAUUAACUGUUGAAGUGUUGUUCUGGUGGCUGACCGCAGCCCGAGAUCUCGCCAAAGUCGUUCCAGUUUCAACUGGGAGUAACCCCGAUGGAGACAAUGAGGAGCUGGGAACAGCAACAGGUCGCCAACUGAUUUCUGCUGGUAGCGUUAGAAAGAAUCUUUUAAACAGGAUUCAUUUUUCUCUAUGUCUUUAUGCAAGAAACGUGCUUCAGGACUUGUGGUGCAGGUUUUGAAGGUCACUGACGCACUUCUGCAUGCCAGUCUCUGCCCCGUUCACUUGGUGUCAUGUACAUCAACAGGUUAAAAUGGAUUUUCUUGUUCCUCCUCGUGUUUUCUGUGGUGACAAUGUGGUAUGUGAGUUUUCCCUCCAACACCGCUCUUGAGCGCACUAACGUGAUGUAUUUUUACGAGUAUGAGCCCGUGUACAAGCAACGGCACCUCUUCACGCUGCGGGAGCGCCCCACAUGCCACGACAUAAACCCCUUUCUGGUCAUCUUGGUGACCUCGAGACCCAGGGACGUGCAGUCCAGGCAAGCCAUCAGGAUAACGUGGGCAGCUCAGGACUUCUGGUGGGGGCAUCGGAUUCUAACCCUCUUCCUACUCGGUCGAGACACCCAGAGGGAAGAUGACGCCACAGCGCUGUCGGUAGAAGAUGAAAGCAUCCUCUAUGGAGACAUAAUCCGCCAGGAUUUUGUGGACACUUACGACAACCUCACCCUGAAGACCAUCAUGGCCUUCCAGUGGGUCACUGAGUUCUGCUCAAACGCCAGGUUCCUCAUGAAGACCGACGCCGAUGUCUUCAUCAACACCGCCAACUUGGUCAAGUUUCUUCUGAAGCUGAAUUCCUCAGAAGACGUUUUCACGGGUUACCCUCUGAUAGGGAACUUUGCCUACAGGGGCUUUUACAGGAAAACCUACAUCUCUUACACCGAGUAUCCCUACAAGCUGUAUCCCCCGUACUGCAGCGGCAUGGGGUACGUGUUGGACGUAAAACUGGCUCUGAGGAUUUACAAACUGAUGAGUCACAUCAAACCUAUUAAAUUUGAGGAUGUUUAUGUUGGAAUUUGCUUAAACAUCCUUAAAGUGAACAUCAGUAUUCCAGAAGACAAAGAACAGUUCUUCCUUUAUAAGAUCAGUUUUGAUGUCUGUAGGUAUCGGCGUUUGAUUGCCGUGCAUGGCGUUAGAGCGAGUGAGAUCAUCAGGUUUUGGCAGGAUUUGUCAUCAAACGCUUCAGUCACUUGCCUUUGAUUCUGUGUUUACACAGAAGGUUCAACCUAUUGGGUGUGAAAAUGUUGAAAGGCCGGGGCAGGGCAAGACACAAGCAGAGCUGUGGAGGUGGCUGGGCUGAAGGAGGGCUGUGCUGCACUGGCAGCAUUUCCUGGGACACUGGGAUAUCCUUAUAUAAGAACAUGAGGAGUCUGCAGUGUCCUUUUCCAGGUGUGUAUCCUGAGCACAUGGGAUGCUCUGCAAUGCACUGUCCCAUCUGCCUCUCGCACCCCUGCACAGAGGCUGCGGUAACCAUGGGAUUACUGCCUGAACCUUCUGCAAUGUAGGAAGCACCCCUGAGGAAUAAAAUUGACACCAGGAAACUGGCUCUGAAGAUGCUCACAAAUUCCUACUUGGGUAUUUUAAAUUGCUUUUGCAGCUGCAAUGUCCACAGACUGGCAGGGGGCUGGGUGUAGCAGAGUCAUAGAAUCAUGGGGCUUGGAAGGGACCUUCAGAGAUCAUCUAGUCCAACCUCUCUGCAGAAGCAGGUCCCACCUAGAUCAGGUCACACAGGAAUGUGUUCAGGUGGGUUUGGAAACCUCCGAAGAAGGAGCCUCCACACCCUCCCUGGGUAGCCUGGGCCAGGGCUCCCUCACCUCACAGUGAAAGAGUUGGUCUUUAGGUUUAAAUGGAACUUUUUGUGUUCCAGCUUCUUCCCAUCACCCCUUGUCCUGUCACUGGAUAAAACAGAAAAAAAGUGCUGCCCCAACCAUUUAGGUAUUUGUAACUAUUAAUGAGAUUCCCCCCUCAGUCUCCUCCAGACUGAACAGCGCCAGUUCCCACAGCCUUUCCUCAUGAGGAAGAUGUUCCAGUCCCCUGAUCAUCCUGGUGGCCCUGCACUGGCCUCUCUCCAGCAGUUUCCUGUCCCUCUUGAGCUGGGGAGCCCAGAACCGGACACAGGACUCCAGAUGAGACCUCACCAGGGGCAGAGCAGAGCGGGAGCAGAACCUCCCUGACCUGCUGCCCACACUCUCCUUGAUGCACCCCAGGAUGCCAUUGGCCUUCUUGGCCACGAGUGCACAUUGCUGGCUCACGCUCAGCCCAGCUGCAGUGGAGUUACCCCAUAGCUCUGACACACGAGGAUCAUUCACACCCACGUCUGUUUUACACCUACAUGUGUUACUGACACAUUCCACACAGGGAACACAAAACCAUGCAGUUCUAUUAUAGCUUUAUAUCUGUUUUUAAAAGUUUUCUUCCACUUUUAAAGUGAGAGAUUCCAAGGUUUGUGUUUGUUCAAGAAGACAAACUGUCUGUAAAGACGGGUAUUGGAACCACUUUAUUGGUAUCAGCAAGGCCAAGUGUUCAGUAGGCUUACACUUCUACUAGACAACGAUACAGCGUUUGCAGUUUGCAUUAACAUGAUUAUUCUUGACACACCCACUACACCGUGAAGACCCUAUAGUUACAUCCUGUACACCUGGAAUGACACAGCCCUGCCCCUCGCUCCUGCUGCGGCGCGGACGCCAUGGCCUAUGGACAGUGGCUGUCUUUCAGGUAGUCUCUUGGAGACGAAUUAGAAGAGGUGCAGAAGUGCCUGGUGCAGCCUGUGCGGUGUCCCUGGCUUUGGGGGCACGUGGGGAUGGUGAUCAGCACUCCACUUUGCUCUUUUCAACAGGUUUUUCAGAUGGCAACACAGCACACGUGUGAUUCUGUUUAGCUAUAAAAAUGAGGUGGUGAGGAGAAUCCCAGGGCACUGUUUCAGAUGUCAGUGUUCUAAGGAUGUAUAUUAAGGUCAAAGUUUUUCAAAAAUAGGUAUUUUUUGUUACAGUAAGUAGCCAAAGGGACAGUAUUGCAUAACCCAGGGGAGGAUGCUGCUGCACUUCUAGGACCAGAGGUGAAGCUCCAGCUGCUCCUGUGGAUUUGGGGUCUGUUACAUGGUGGUUGUACAGUGGGCAGAUCCUGAGAGCUCUGUCAGAAACGUCUUCACUUGUUCUUUGUUUAUUUAAAAAAAACCCACAAACCCUAAAUAUUUUUUUACCAGCCUGUCAUGUUACAUGUUUAGAGAGAAAUUAUUUGUCACAAGAGCACUGAUCCUGCGGCACAGUUUGUAUUGCUUUGUCCAGAGAAACAAAGUAAUGAUGAAGGGCCAGGCAGCCUUCAGGGCCUGGCUGGCUGAAGCAGGCAGAGCUCCUGCUGAGGGAAGGGGGAGGGAGGCUCACAGAGAGGGGGGCUGUGCAUGACACACAGCACAGCACCCUCGUUGUAGGUCCUGCUGAAGGGACUGUGGGCUGAAAGGCUGUUGCUUUCCUCAGUGUGGGUUUGUACAGGGUACAAACUGUAAUCUCAGGUGACAUGAGUCUGCAGGAAAUGUACGUUGUAAAGCACUCCUGUUUCUUUUUAUAAAACCCCUCCUUUCCAAAU
Molecule: messenger RNA, 4075 nt
Organism: Colius striatus (speckled mousebird)
Lineage: Eukaryota; Metazoa; Chordata; Aves; Coliiformes; Coliidae
Gene: B3GALNT1
Product: beta-1,3-N-acetylgalactosaminyltransferase 1 (globoside blood group)
Exons: 3
Coding region: 731-1693 (320 amino acids)
Cellular component (GO): membrane
Molecular function (GO): N-acetyl-beta-D-glucosaminide beta-(1,3)-galactosyltransferase activity
Source: RefSeq, a predicted model, not a curated record